Molecule: messenger RNA, 6801 nt
Organism: Ceutorhynchus assimilis (cabbage seed weevil)
Lineage: Eukaryota; Metazoa; Arthropoda; Insecta; Coleoptera; Curculionidae
Source: the annotation of a GenBank genome assembly
CUACAGUUGAGAAACAGUAGAGACCACUGACCACGACAACGACAAUCCAGUACAAGCAGAGUCCGCGACUCGCGAGUUGACACGCCACCGGCCCACCGCCAGUUCCGGAUCGCAACGGCAACGCCGCGAUCGAGGCGGCCCAAUGAAAAACAGAUAUUAUAUGCGCAUGCGCGACGAUUAAUUAAAAUAUAUCAGAAAACAACUUAAUUGAUUAAUUACUCCAGUAUUAUUGACUAACAAACGCUAAAUUCGUGACCACCAAACGAUUUCCGUUCGAUUUGACUAUAAAUGGGCCAAAAAAUAAAUUAGAAUCAGGUUAUGUCGGCCAACGUCAUAUGAAAGUUUUAAUUGUUAAUUACUGCCUAAGUAAUUACCACCAAAUAUUAAAAGUGGGAUACCAAAGACCACCAAACGACCACCAAACGAUUGAGUAUGGCGAAUAUUGAAAAAUUAACAUUUGGUCGGCCAAAUACAUGUUGCCAAAAUUAAUUUAUUAGUAAGCUGUGUCCACAGCAUCCUCCGAUUGAGUGUCAAAAUUGUCAAAAAUGUCAUGUUUCAUGUUUGUUCAAUUAUUUGAAAUAUCAAAAUAAAAUAAACGGAAAACGGAUUUUUCGAUUUUUUAAUAGUGAAGAUUCAAGUUACAAGUGAUUAUUUUUUUAAUUUGUGUCUCAUUUUGUAUCUGGACUAGUUCUCAAAGAUUCUGAAAAACCAUGAAUAAGUUCGAUGUUUUUGUUGCCGGAUUCAAUAAUCUGGAUGAAACAGUUAAUUUUGGCAAACGAAUAACUGGAGGUGACAAGAGUUUAUAUGAAAUACAUACACUGGCAGUAAUUCGAUCUUCAGAAAAAUCUUUAGAUUCCAAACCCAAUCUCAAAAUCACCUCUUACUAUCAAGUAGAUGGCCACAUUUUUUUUGGCAUUAACAAUUGCCUCAGAGUGCUGAAAAGCAUGGAGCAUCCAGUCCAAAUCGCCUCCUUAGAAUUUGAAAGUUGCCUGGAUACUAUUGUGGUGUCCAAUUGCAAAAAGUUCAUACUUAUUUGUACUAGAAGUGGAGAUAUGUUUAUAAGGAAUUUAUCGGAAAUUGUUAAUGCUACUAAGGAAAAUGAUACAGAUUCGAACAUUAUUGUUUAUAAUGAAGAAAUCAUUCAUCCUAAUCAUGGAAAUGGAGAUGGAAAUGUUAGUUUUGAUUGUCCUCUGGUAUUUCAAGAAAAAUUAGAGAUUACUCCAAAUGAUUCUCAAAACAGUUUCAUUGGUGCCUUUGUGGACAAAACUAUCAAAUCUCCCACGUUUUAUGUGGUAACUUGCAACGGUCUAAUAAAAAAAAUUGCCUUACCCACUGACGAUGGCAAAUUUAUUUCUGAAACACUCAUAGACCUGAAGAGAAACUUAUUAAUUUGCGCCUACACUUCUUCUUAUCUUUGUUUAGAAGGCCAAGAUCUCAUAAUGUUGAAUCUUCGCACCCUGAACUAUAAUAUGGAUGACUGUUUAGGUCUAAAAUGUCUUCAGGCAGUUGGGAGGAAUUUGCUUGGUAUGGAUUAUAAUGGCAAUAUUUUUAAAAUACAGCCAGCAAAAUUUUUAAUAUUUGGAGUAAACGAUGAGUUGCCUCAUUUAGUAAAUGUCUUCGAUGCUUUAAUGGUACUUGCUGACGGAGAGAAAAAAUUUGUUUUUGGAAUUACUACAGAGAAGGAAUCAAAAAUACAGGCGAUGGAACUUUUGGAUUCUACUAGUGUGGCUUUUGAUAUUGCCCUCUCAGACAAAACUAACCUUGUCAACACACAUGGUUUUAGUUUAGAAAUUCCUCUGCUUACAGAAAUUUAUAAGAAUGGUAAUUUAGCAGAAGUGCGCCUACAAUGCAUUGUGCAAACUGAUCCUGAAUUACGUGUGAAAAAGUUAAUCGAGAAAGGCCUUAUAGAUAGAGCUGAAAUUUUUGCACAAACCUUCAAUGUGGACCCACAAUUUAUUGCUAAAGCCAAAGCCGAACAUAUUGUGGCCCAAUGUGAAGCCACAACAGAACAAAUUGAAGAAUUUUUAAGGAUUUUAGAAAAUGUCGAUGAUCAAUUGUUCAAAAUGUCUUGUUAUAAUUCGGUUACUUGUAAAACUAGUUCUGACACACGAAAAAUACUUUGUCAGGGGGCACUUAUGGACAUUGAAGUUAGAGAUAGUAGCGAAAACAAUGAUAAUGUCCUGUUAUCCGCCAAAAGACGAUUUAAUAAAAAUUUGCACAAAUUUGACACAUUUAUGCAAGUUUACAAGGAGUAUGAUCAGCGAAAAUGGAACUAUUUUAUUGACUGUGAACUCAUUGAUGAAGUGAAAAUGUUUUUGAAACAGGGCCGUGCAGAAGAGGCAUCCUUAAUCUAUUCCCACCUAGAACACAACGAAAUUGCUAAUUUACCAGACACAACUGUUGAAGAAGUUUUAACAAUAAUCAACGAGGCUUUCAAAAGAACAGCCCCCUUUCUCAAAACCUUUAUUCCUUUAACGCUCAAAUUUAAACCAGAUGCUCUUGCUAUUUUGGUCGAUUGGGUCCAUGGCAAGGUUUAUCGAAUGGAAAAGGAAGUUGGCGCUAAUUUUCCAGAUUGCGCUAUCAUUUUCCUGGAAGAUAUAACUGCUCUGAUGAGUUCUUACAUGCCCGCUAGAAGUCACUUAAGUGAAGAGUGCAGAGACAUUCUAACAAAUUUAUUGAUAGCCUUGAGAAACGUUCAAUUGCUCCUCAAUAAUUUUUCUAUUAGUUUACCGUUAUCAGAAUAUAUUAGUGAUCCUCAAGAUAUUGUACAGACUCUUUUGAAUUAUGAUUUGGAAGCACAAAACUUUGAGCUACUAAUGAGAGAAUUUUUAUUUCCAUUUAUGCUUAAAUGUGGUGUGGACACUGACGAUUUACUCAUCCAACAAAUGAAAGGAAUUUUCCUUUAUAAUGAAGACUAUUGGCUCAAUAUUGUCCAUGUACUAUUAAAGUUCAUCUGUAAAGCCGAUAAAAAGUUGGAAGCGAUUAAAAAUAUUCUGGACAUUUCUGCUAAACCCUGGAGCAAUAAAGUUAAGGAUGUUGCCCGGAUGGCUUUUGAGAAUACCACUAACAGUCCAAUUGCAGAGGAAAUUGCGGAAUUGCUGAAUGAUGAGCCUAUGCUGAUCGUUUUGCAAAAGUACAACAUAAAUAAAACCAAAUUUGCGACAGAUAAACAACACUUUUUCAACCGUAUCCUUUAUAUGAACCGUGACAACUGCCAGACAGCGAUUGAAGACAUCCAUCAAUUAUGUAGAGACGACGAGGACCGUUUAGAAAUCGACUUAAUUUUAAUCAAAGCAUUUAUAAAAUAUGACAAAGUCGACGAGGCAAUGGAGUUUUUCCAGAAACGCCCACUCAAAGACUUAUUAACUUUGGGCAGUCAACUUAUGGAAUAUAUUUACAAUAUGGGGCAAAUGAAAAAUUUGAGUGAUAAAUAUCGAAACCUUUAUCAAUCGGUUUUAAAGCCUCUAUGGGGAAUCAUUAGUACGUGUGGUGCAGAAGAAGGACAAACUUAUAAAGACGUGGUGUUUUAUUAUGAACUAGCGAAUGCCAUCUAUGGGAUUAAGAGCGAAUUUGAAGUGCAGGUGGAUACGUUAACGUUGAGGUGGCCUAGUAAGAAAGAGGAAGCUUUACAGGAAAUAUUACUAAAAAUAAAUGAAACUAUUAUAAAUAAUGAUCAUCCCAGUUUUGAUGCAACUGUGCACAAAUGCAAAAAAUUAGCGUCCUAUUUUGGACUCUCAUUAGAAAAUAUUUUUCUUCGUUUCAUGAAAUAUGGAGACAACUUUGAGACUUUUUUAAAUAUAGGCAAAUAUUUAUUGGACACUUCCACAUCUUCGGAAACUUUGACUUUAUGUGCAGUCUAUUUUUUCCGUUACACCAAAGACAAUUUAGAAAAUGUCGGCGAUGAGACUUUUUUGGAUGUUGUAGCCUCUACCAAUCGAAGUAACUCAGAUGACACCAACGAUCUAGAAGCCAUUAAGCUAGCGCGAAAACUGUGCGUCAAAGCUCUGAUGUUCGCUCAAGAGGAUCAAAUGCCCAUUUUAGAAGUGCUCGGUUGGAUUGAUUCUUGUUAUUAUCUGAGCAUUAUGCAUAAAAAACUAGAAUUCCAAGGGGAUAUUCAUCAAAACUACACUCCAAUGGGCUCGCCUUACUAUUCUGGAAUGGCUGUUGAUACUAUUAAGAGUAUAUUUAAUGUUUAUUGUGCUUUUGUUGAAACCCUUAAGACCCCUGGCUCCCAAUAUUUAAUAUACUUUAGCUGUAACAGGGAUGUUUCUCAGAUCGACUUCCAAACUGAAUUUUACCAAUUUAUUUCACAAUUACGUGUCCUACUUAAACAAGACCUACAUUUAACCGCCCUUAACAUGGUAACCGUGUUGUUACGCAGCUCCCUAAUCUAUCCAGCUUUACGGGAGCAUGUCAAACCAUUGAAAGAUGAAUUCCUACAUAAAAUCAUACCAGAAACGAUUAAUGCCGUAAUGUCGCAAAAAUGCAUCGACAAAGCCAUGUUUCUGAAUCUUACCCUUUAUUUUGAUGAAAAAACGUACGAUCAACAUUUGACAGAGUAUUUGAAGCUUUAUAAAAAACAACCCAAGAAACUGAAUGUUAUAACUCAAGUUGGCUUGAACUUGUUGGCUCAUCAUAGGGUUAAGCGAGGCAGAGAUGAAUUAUUGAACAUUUUAAACAUGUGUAAAUGGUGGUUUAGGAUCGACGAUCCAAAAUUAAAAUACGAAUGGUACUUUUCCUGUAGUCCCGCUAGGAGGCUUGAAGUUUUACUUAUAGAAAACAAAUUAACUUUGGAAAGUUUACCAGAGUAUUGUCAGGAUUUCACUUUAAAUUUGCAACAAUGCUAUUUGAAAUAUUUGGAAAUCACUUUGUUGAACUGGCAGCCGGAUGUGGAAUACACGACAGAGGUUAGCGGCAGAAAGAGUAUAAAAAUCAAAAAUUCCGAAAGUGAAUUGUUGGGCAAGUGUUCAGAUAUAUUGAAGUAUAUUACCGAUAAAAAAGAGGUGUUUGAUUUGACCGAAAGGAUUUGGCCUAUGAUAAAUUUCUACUACUAUGAAGUCUACUUAGCCCUCCUAAUAGUCCAUAUGAAAGUGGCUACAUCAGGAUCCACAAUACCAACAAUUUACAAACCAUUACUCCAAUUUUUGAAAAAUUAUAAACGUGUCGGAACUCCAACUCGUUCGGAAAUGGAACAAUGGCAUGGUACGUUUGUCUCAAAGGCGCGCAUCGAACCUCUAUCCGAAUUUCGCUUGCCGUUAACAAGCACUUUCUUAUCUGCCGGCAUUUGGAAUAUCAUCAAACAAGAGGUAAACUUGGACACCUACAAGCAAUGGUUCAAAGUUACCUCGAUUCUAAAAGAAUUUAUCAAUCAACAAGAUAUUUGCACCUACGCUAUAUCCAGUCCCAUUUCAAAUAAACUCAUUGACAGCAUUUCGAAUAGUAAUGGCUGGGAAUUGAAUUUAAAGUACGACUAUUUGUGGCCCAAAGUUGACGAGUGCGCCAUGAAUAUAAGCGAUUUGGAACGGGCCACGGCGGCAGUUUACGCGUUAAUGGGCGGCAUGCCAGAUGGAGCAGAUAAGGUUGUAAUGGCACAAUUGAGUUAUAAGUAUGCCAAGUUGUAUCGAGAAGCUAAUCCUGACAAUGCAGAAGUUGAGAAAGUUUAUGCUAAGGUAAAACAGCGAUAUUUAAAUUAUUCCGCCAUCCACAUCCUGCACAAAUACCAACUAGUUAAAGAAAACUAUCUGGAACAAGUGGCCCAACCCACAGAUUUAAUAUGGGAAUUGUAUAACGAUUCAAGAAUCGAACUAUUUUUCGAUAAUUUAAUCGCAGAUUGUCCCGAUAUUAAUAAAGCCGUCGAAGAACUGUGCAGUUUGUUUGGACUCAACAUCAAACGGGAACUUUGCAAUGUUUUACUGAAACUUUUGGCAGUUCCAUCGCCCUUGGAGCUGGAUUGUAGACGAUUGUUCCCAGGCAGUGAAACGUUGCAUUUGAAACGUGUUUGUUAUUUAUGUAAAACUCAACAUUUAAAACAUUGGCAAAAGUGGCUUUAUGAGUUAGGUAUAAGAAAUCCUUCAGAAAAAGAUAUGUCUGUAAAAGCGAACGCUUGGAGAUGUGUGUAUUAUAUUAGCGAUAUAGAUACUAUUGAGGAGAUUUUUAAGUUGGAUCAUGACAAUGUUGUAGUUUAUUUAAAUAAAAUGUCAGUGAUAGCCAAAAUGUGUGAUUUAGGCCUCAAAUUUGAAGGCGUUGCUGAACUGGACGAAGGAAAUAAAAAGAGACUAUUGAAAAAUUUGGCAAAAGUAAAUACUAUUGCUGCCAUAAAAUGUAUAGCAAGUCUUUGCAAAAUAUACGGUUUCAACGAUUUAAAAUAUUGGGAGUACAUUGUCAAUUCUGCUGUACAAUUUCGUAUGAUCAAAGAAUUACAAGACUAUUUGGAGUUUCUAAAAAGCAGAUGCGUCAGCGAUUGUAUCAAACAGGCCUGGCAAGUCAUUUUGUUUGAUUUAAUUAGCAAUUUGAGUAACGAUCCUGCCCAGAAAGUGUCGAAUAUUCGAGAAUGUGAUGUAUUUUUGCUGUUGAAGACUUGUCCAGUUAUUUACGAACUUGAUGUGGAGCCUUAUAUACAAGAAUGUCUGCUGAAAGGCAGGGAGGACGUUGCGAAGGUUUUACGACAAUAUAGGAAAUUGUGAAGCUUCUGUGAUUUUUGAGGUUUUUUUUUUGUAUUUGAUGCCUGUUUUUUUUUUUUUUUUUAGUUUGCACAAUUUCUAUUUAAACUUUUGUUCAUACUUUUAUAGGCUAUAAAGAACG